AUCUGAACCAGUUUAUUUACAAAUGCAAGUCCCUUAUUUUCCUUUUUUCUCUUUUUUUUUUUUCUAAUAAGUUAAACAUGAAGAAACAGGAGAGUUUCCUAUUCUAGUUUUGGAUUCUUUUCCUUUUUCUGUGGAGAGUUUCAUUUCCUUUAAACACUAUAGGCAAACUGACAUAUUAAUUCCUCUCUUUUUAACUCCUUGAACCAUUUACCCUUCAGUUGUUAAUUAUAUUUACAAUGUUUUAUUAAAAUGCACAGAGCCUUUUUACUAGUUAUAAUUUUGGGAGAUUGAAAAACUGUUCUCUAAGUGCAACACAUCUCUCCUGAAUGUUCAUUUGAGGGGCAUUCAGUGGUGGAAGUUGCAGAGGGAGUUUGACCCUUAAACCAAUCUAACCAGUUUCAACAAUUGAAGGUGCAAUGCAAGAAAAGGCAGAAUCCAUAAUUCCAAUCCCCACCAACUCUCCUCCAGAAGGCAACACCACAUUCAUUGAUGGCACUACAUGGUGUGUCGCUCGGCCUGGCGUUUCACAGGUUGAUUUGCAGAAGGCAUUAGACUGGGCUUGUGGUCUGGGGAUGGCUGACUGUGCUAUAAUCCGAUCGGGCGGAUCUUGUUUCGAACCUAAUACACUCUUGUCACAUGCCUCGUAUGCCUUCAAUUACUAUUACCAACAGAAUGGGAAUUCAGAUAUAGCUUGCAAUUUUGGGGGAACAGCUCAUAUAGUCACCAAAGAUCCAAGCUAUGGAAGCUGUGUGUAUUCUACAUCAGGAUCUGUAGCUUCUUCAGCUUCAUCAUUGUCUGGGCAUAGCUUGAGGUGGUGGGAACUAUUUGGGAUUUUGCUGCUUUUGUUCAUGAGAAGCUAAUGAAAAGGUGAGAGAUUCUUGAAUGUAUGCAUAUCAGAUUGUUUAUGUGAUGGAAAGGGGGAAAAAGAAGACUUUGGGGGCUAUGGGGGUAUGCUUGAUUAGGAAAUAGGGCUAAGAUAGACAUGUGAUCUGGACAGAUUGGCAUAGUCAAAAUUGUAAGUUGCUAAGGUAUUCCUUUCUUUGUUGUUGGGCUAGGAAUCUAUGCUAUCAAAUUUUCUUUGCUUGGUC
Molecule: messenger RNA, 1088 nt
Organism: Macadamia integrifolia
Lineage: Eukaryota; Viridiplantae; Streptophyta; Magnoliopsida; Proteales; Proteaceae
Product: glucan endo-1,3-beta-glucosidase 13
Exons: 4
Coding region: 417-860 (147 amino acids)
Source: RefSeq, a predicted model, not a curated record